This is a messenger RNA of Bicyclus anynana (squinting bush brown), 633 nucleotides long. RefSeq names its product NTF2-related export protein (gene Nxt1). Gene Ontology annotation, cellular component: nuclear pore central transport channel. NCBI's taxonomy places the organism in Eukaryota, Metazoa, Arthropoda, Insecta, Lepidoptera, Nymphalidae. Gene Ontology annotation, biological process: protein import into nucleus. The record is from RefSeq and is a predicted model, not a curated record. Bases 176 to 592 code for a protein of 138 amino acids. The transcript has a single exon.
AAUCUGUGGUCAAAUGCAUUAAUGCAAAAAGAAAAAGAAAAUACAAAACAAUAUUUUUCUUAAUUAAAUUAAAGAAGACUGAAUCAAACUUUAAUUGAAACUGGAGUUGGACUUGCAAAUAAGUAAAUAAUACGUCGAUAUUCCUGUGAGAAAUUUAGAACAAACAAUCAGAGAAAUGGCUUCUGAAGUAGUUUUAAAGAAUGUAGACAAUGCUUGUGAAACAGCAGAAGAGUUUACUAGAUUAUUUUAUAAACAAUUGGAUAACAGCAGACACCUGACUUCCAAGUUAUAUCUUGACACUGGAUUAUUGGUUUGGAAUGGAAAUGGUAUUAAUGGGAAUGAAAAAAUCCAAAAGUUCUUAAUGGAUUUACCUGCUAGCAAUCAUGUGCUAAAAACUCUGGAUGCUCAACACAUAAAAAAUAACUUGGUAUCGAAUAAACUGACGUACCUGAUCCAAGCAUGUGGCGACGUUACAUACAACAAUGAUCAGGUAAAAACACCAUUCCAACAGACAUUUCUUGUUGUAGCCAUUGAAGGUAAAUGGAAGAUUGCAUCAGACUGUUUUAGGUUACAAGUACCGUACAAUAAUUGAAUUAUGGAGUAAUUAAUAAAUAAAAACAUUGUUAAAAUCAA